Messenger RNA from Hypomesus transpacificus, 1102 nucleotides. It is a transcript of the gene stmn1b, whose product is annotated as stathmin 1b. Lineage: Eukaryota; Metazoa; Chordata; Actinopteri; Osmeriformes; Osmeridae. Gene Ontology annotation, molecular function: tubulin binding. Gene Ontology annotation, biological process: microtubule depolymerization; regulation of microtubule polymerization or depolymerization; neuron projection development. The record is from RefSeq and is a predicted model, not a curated record. The transcript is spliced from 5 exons. Bases 149 to 583 code for a protein of 144 amino acids. Gene Ontology annotation, cellular component: neuron projection; cytoplasm.
UCUUUGCGCGAAUAGUCGUGGUCCUGAGGCAGAUAGUACUGUGCAGCGGACUGAAGGCGAAGCAUUCAACACGGAUCCAUCACCGAGGAGAACCACACCUCAUCGACUCCAAACCUAAAGGCUCAGUCCUCCAAAGAAAUCUGCUGAAAUGGCGUCCUCUGGAGAUAUCCAGGUGAAGGAGCUGGACAAGCGAGCUUCGGGCCAAGCCUUCGAAGUCAUCCUGAGUCCGUCAGACCCCAAGGGCGAAAGCCCGUUCACCGCCCCGCAGAAGAAGGAGCUGUCCCUGGAGGAGAUCCAGCGAAAGCUGGAGGCCGCGGAGGAGAGACGCAAGAAUCACGAGGCGGAGGUGCUGAAGCACCUGGCUGAGAAGCGGGAGCACGAGAAGGAGGUGCUCCAGAAGGCCAUGGAGGAGAACAACAACUUCAGCAAGAUGGCCGAGGAGAAGCUCAACCAGAAGAUGGAGGCCAACAAGGAGAACCGCACGGCGCGGAUGGCGGCGCUCAACGAGAAGUUCAAGGAGAAGGACAAGAAGCUCGAGGAGGUACGAAAGAACAAAGAGACAAAAGAAGAAGGCGAUAACUGAUUUGUCACUUUUUUCUUUUCCUCUUUUCAUUUGAAGAUACUUUUUUUUGUACAUGUCAAAAGAUAUAUUUUUUGUUCACAGCCACGGUCAUUUGUUGUCAGUUGUGUACCACAACUUGUUUGGGUUUCCCAAGUCGUUGUUGUUUUUGGAUGUUUAUCGCCAGUUAGUUUCUCCACGAGUAGAGUGCUUUGCAGCUUCUGACCUUUUGACCUUUGUAAUCGCCAGUGUUUCUACCUUUGAGGAAGCAUGCCACUGCAAUGCAUAGGUCCCUAACAGUGUCUAUUGCAUAAUGCCAGUUCAUCUGUAUCCAUCGUAAGUCAAAACUGCUGUUCAUUGAUCUCAAUAAAGAUGCAGUUGUUCUUUAAGAGUCAUUCUUUGGGGGAUUUUGUUUGGGGUCAUUGUCUCAAGUAGUGCUAUGCCAUUGACUGAUCAAGUGAUAUGUGUAUCUGACGUUUUGUGUUAGCGUUCACCUGCAAACGGCAUCAACUGACAUGCUUUAAUAAAGGAGCAGCAAAUCUG